Molecule: messenger RNA, 684 nt
Organism: Zeugodacus cucurbitae (melon fly)
Lineage: Eukaryota; Metazoa; Arthropoda; Insecta; Diptera; Tephritidae
Exons: 2
Coding region: 36-470 (144 amino acids)
Source: RefSeq, a predicted model, not a curated record
AACGAUGUUUCGAUGUAUCGAUGUUUUAAUGUCCGAUGUUUUUGAUUUCGAUGGGUUUUGAAGAAACAUCGAUACAUCGAACCAUCGAUGUUUCAUUUCACGAUGUUUGCAUCCCUAUCUGUGAAUGCAAGGUCCUCAUCCGCAAAAUUCAUCAAUCGGUAUGCCGAAUGACUGGUAAAGAAGUCGACAACGUUGAAACCGAAUAUACGCUUGAUGCAGCUUUGGAAAUGGACGAAAAAUUUAAAUGCGACGAAUUUGCUGCUGCAACGAAACAAUUCGUUUUGAGACUAAAAGGUACCUCAGAUAGUGUACAUGAUGAUGAUAGACUUGUUUAUUUAUGUAACUGGGACUGUAGGGGUGGGAAGCAACCUCUCUCCAAAUUCCUGCUAGUUUUCAACAUUUUAUACGAUAAAUGCUGUUUUUUUUUAUUUAAUAUGGAUUGGCAACAUUCGAAAAACAAGGAUUUAUAGGAAGAGUAAAGCUGAGGAGUGAAUCAUUUAAAUAUUUAACAAUAAGUUAUAUGUAUUUAUUAUAUUACUAAAAAUAAUUUUUUAAUACACUAAAUUAUAAGACAGCAAUGUGAAUUAUGAAUUGAAUUCAAAAUAACAAAUUAACAAUGAAUUAUUUAUUUUAAUUUAAACUACAAUGUAAUUUUUGUUAAAAAGAAUUUGAGAAAAAUUAAAU